UGAUUCUUGGUAACUUUGCAGAUAAUAUGCUCAUCUUUCAUUCUCUACAUGAUGAGGAGAUGGAAGAUCAUUUCUUUUACUGCUGGUGAAUCCUGGGCAACGUCUGAUUUAGCGCUUCUUGUACCAGUCGAAACAUUAUUGCACACCCUCCCCCUUUCUUUAACUUAUUUGCUUUACAUGCUAGCUUCGAUGGAGGCUGUACGUGGAGUAAAUGUCCCAAUGUAUACCACUCUCAGGCGUACAACUGUUGUAUUUACCAUGAUUAUGGAGUAUCUUUUGAUUGGACAAAAAUAUGGGUUUUCUAUUAUUGUCAGUGUGGCAUUGAUUGUUUUUGGAGCGUUUAUUGCUGGAGCUCGAGACUUGUCCUUUGAUACCUAUGGUUACGCUGUUGUCCUUGUGGCCAACCUUACAACUGCGAUAUACCUUGCAACUAUAUCCCGUCUUGGGAAAACUAGUGGUCUCAAUAGUUUUGGUCUGAUGUGGUGCAAUGGAUUGGUAUGUGGACCGGUUUUGUUAGCCUGGACGUUCAUAAGUGGUGAUCUGAAGUUGACAAUUAACUUCCCAUAUUUACUUUCUCCUGGUUUCCAGGCUGUCAUGUUGCUUUCCUGUGUAAUGGCAUUUUUCUUGAACUACAGCAUAUUCUUGAAUACUACCCUUAAUUCUGCAGUCACACAGACGAUCUGUGGUAAUCUAAAGGAUUUUGUCACUGUGGGACUUGGUUGGGUUUUGUUUGGAGGGCUUCCGUUUGAUUUGCUAAAUAUCAUAGGCCAAGGUCUUGGUUUCAUGGGCUCUGGUUUAUAUGCCUACUGCAAGAUUAGAGGGAAAUAGUUACUUACGAGGUAAAAGGCCAGUCAUGAGGAUUUUGGUACUUGUGUGGAUUGCUGAAGCUGCAAUAUGGAGAAGAUUGCAAAAAGCGCAAUGUCAGUAGAAGCGGUUCAAACAUUGCUAUUGCAAAUCUGACAGAUCUCUCUUGUGUUUUAUGCAAUUUGAAACCAUUUUGUGGUCUCAUCUUAGCAUGCAAUUCCUUGGACCUGUUGUUAAGAAUGGGCGUAUUUUGAAGAUUAUGAGUAUAUUUUUUGCCUCCAAGGUGUGUAAUUUGAGUAUCAAUUCCUGAUGAAAUGAUCUCGAGUUUUGACAGCGAAGUGGAUGCUUUAAUUUCAAUUUCCUUAAUUAUUACUGAAAGAGUACAUUUUUGUUUCU
Molecule: messenger RNA, 1200 nt
Organism: Asparagus officinalis (garden asparagus)
Lineage: Eukaryota; Viridiplantae; Streptophyta; Magnoliopsida; Asparagales; Asparagaceae
Product: putative UDP-sugar transporter DDB_G0278631
Exons: 8
Coding region: 49-828 (259 amino acids)
Cellular component (GO): Golgi apparatus
Molecular function (GO): antiporter activity; GDP-fucose transmembrane transporter activity
Source: RefSeq, a predicted model, not a curated record